UAUCUAUACCGCAAGCCAUGGAGACCAGUUCCCUUCAUGUCUCAUCCUUAUGACCAAGGUGGGCCGAAUUUAUGUGAAAAGUAAGACAAAUAAGGAUGCGAAGAAGAUGAGAGAGAGAGUGAAUGAGAGCGAAAGGCGGAAAGAAGGAGAUGACUUGCCAAACCAAACGCUUCCCACCAAAACAAAAAAAAAUAAGUAAUGGAGGUGUCACAAUUGCCCCUUUGCAAACCCCCAAAUAAAUCCAGUCAUUUCCUUCCAUCAUCGCAGAAAUGGUGGAAAAAACUAAACUUUCUCUUCUUGCAGCAAAGAUGACCUUUCGUAUUUUGUACCGGUCAGACUCUCAAUGGAGAGAGAGAAAAACGGGGAAGGAAACUUCCCUUUCUUUCUCAACCUCCCCACCUUUAUUUCUCCGUUAUCUCCUCUUCCCCCUUCCCUUCUCUCUCCUCUCUCAUCUCUUCUAUAUCUUUAUGACAUCCUUGCAAGGCGGUUCGCAUCCCAUUCGAAACUUUCCUUCUUUUCUCCUCUAGCUUUUUCCUUUUCUCUACCGUCUCCUUUUUCGUCUUCUUUGCUUUUGGGAAAAUGAUGAAGAAAAAGAUUAGGGUUUCAAUGGAUCCAGCCCCAUCUUGUUCUUUCCUGGUUGGGGAGGAAGCCAUGGCGAGGAUGAAGCAUCAGUACCUGUUAGAGGAUUAUCAGGAUUUGCUCAAGGAAACUAAAGAAAAAAGGGAGAGAUUGCAGAAGGCAAUACGGAGAAAGUUCAGGCUCUUGGCUGAAGUCCAAUUUUUGACGAAAAAAUACCAGUCUCUGGCCAACAAUUCUCAGCCUUUCUCAUGCAAAUCGAAGAAAAAAUCUUACAAAACUCUCUCCCCUUCUAAGCAAGUUACUCGACCUCCUUGUCUGGUUAAUAAAGCUGAGCUGCCCUCAAAAGAAAUGAACUGCAGAUCAAAAGAGACUUCAGUCCAAGCUACUCGGAAACUAAUAGAUUUGAACCAGGCCUCCUUACCGAAUGAUGAAGAAAUUGAUUCUUUUGAUGUGGAAUGGGAGAACCUGAAGAUGGUGAAGUUGAGAAGAAGCUUGAUUGAAGGCGUAAUGGCUGAUGAUCUUAAGCUCUCAGUCUGCAGAGACAUUGGAAGCAGCUCGAACCGUUCUGGAAAGCGAAAAAUCUCUUGGCAAGAUCAGCUUGCUUUGAGAGUCUGAAAGCUACUGCUUGCAUCAUUGCUCAAACGGAUCUGAUUCUGCUAGCUUUUGUAAAAAGGGUACCAGUGUUGUGUUCCUGACAUACAGUAGUUCUAGAAAUUGAACUUAGGACUUUCUCUUUGUUCAGGUAUUUGUUUGUAUUUGUUGAUACCUUGGUUGUAGUGUUAUAAUACCUUGAUAAGUCAGCAAAGAGUGGAAAUUUAGGAACCAGGAAGGAGGCUUUUGUAAUGCUUUUCCAUUCCUGGAAGAACUGGGAGUAUUCUGUGUUGUUUACCUCUAUUUUAAAGCACUAUAGAUAUUUAUUGAUGAUUGUUAGCUUUGGUUUCUUA
This is a messenger RNA of Dendrobium catenatum, 1523 nucleotides long. RefSeq lists its product as uncharacterized. The transcript is spliced from 4 exons. The record is from RefSeq and is a predicted model, not a curated record. NCBI's taxonomy places the organism in Eukaryota, Viridiplantae, Streptophyta, Magnoliopsida, Asparagales, Orchidaceae. The coding region runs from base 580 to 1194 and encodes 204 amino acids.